UGAGAGGGUGCACGGAUGUUCCUCUGCCUGAAGGAAUGCUUUAAGGGAAGCUGGGCCACUCACAAGUUGUUACACAAGAAAGCAAAAGAUGAAAAAGCUAAGCGUGAAGUUUCCUCCUGGAGCCUGGAAGGCGAUGUUAACACAAAUCCCUGGUCUGGUUAUCGAUACACAGGGAAGCUCAGGCCACACUAUCCAUUGACACCAACAAGACCUGUGCCAAGUUAUAUUCAGAGACCAGAUUAUGCUGAUCACCCACUAGGAAUGUCUGAAUCAGAACAAGCUUUAAAAGGAACCUCUCAAAUAAAAAUACUGUCAUCUGAGGAUAUAGAAGGGAUGCGCGUGGUGUGUAGGCUUGCUAGAGAAGUAUUGGAUGUUGCUGCCAUGAUGGUGAAACCAGGAGUAACUACUGAAGAAAUUGAUCAUGCUGUCCAUUUAGCUUGUAUUGCAAGGAAUUGUUAUCCUUCCCCUUUGAAUUAUUAUAAUUUCCCCAAGUCAUGUUGUACGUCAGUGAAUGAAGUGAUCUGUCAUGGAAUUCCUGACAGGAGGCCGUUGCAGGAGGGAGAUAUUGUUAAUGUGGAUAUCACCGUCUAUCGCAAUGGCUACCACGGAGAUCUGAACGAGACAUUUUAUGUUGGGGAGGUGGACGAGGGUGCCAGGAGGCUUGUCCAAACAACUUAUGAGUGCCUAAUGCAAGCCAUCGAUGCAGUAAAACCUGGUGUUCGGUACAGAGAACUGGGGAACAUAAUUCAGAAACAUGCUCAAGCAAAUGGAUUUUCAGUGGUUCGGAGCUACUGUGGGCAUGGAAUCCAUAAACUUUUCCAUACAGCUCCUAACGUGCCCCAUUAUGCCAAAAACAAGGCAGUUGGAGUCAUGAAGCCAGGUCAUGUAUUUACAAUUGAACCAAUGAUCUGUGAAGGUGGCUGGCAGGACGAGACCUGGCCCGACGGUUGGACUGCGGUGACGAGGGACGGGAAGCGCUCGGCACAGUUUGAACACACACUGCUGGUCACAGACACGGGCUGUGAGAUCCUGACCCGGCGCCUGGACAGCAUUCGCCCCCACUUCAUGACCCAGUGAUAGUCCACACUGAGCAGGUGCAUCAGAAUGAGAAAUACAUAAAUAUUUUUUGCCCCUGUACUAUGCAUUUUUUUAAGAGUACAGAAUAGAAAGAUUUCACCAUUUACUUUGUUCUCAGUGAUUGUAGAUAAGAGGAAUAUCUCCAAGAACCUGACCUAAUGUCUGCAAAAGCAGAGAAUUUAAAGAAUUUCCUGCUUUCCUCCUACCUACAACACUCACGCUGUACUUUCCUUUUUUCUUCAAUUAUCUCUUUAGCACCUUUCUUCCAAUUAGGCCCACAAUUGCUUCUGUUGCUACCAUGAUAUUAGCUAGAAAAGCGUGGGUAAGCUUUCCCACUGGGACUUGAUAUUUUGGGAUCCAGGUUUUUUCACCAUUUCAGUGUGCCCUAUCACUCUUUCUUUGUGAGUGGCACCUGAGAUUUUACGCAUUUCUUAUUCCAAAGACUUGCUCUUGCUUCUGCAGAUACUAUUCUGGGCCUUGUUUGUUUAUCAGUUGAGAAGGGGGCAGAAGGGAGAACGACACGCCACGUACAAGAGCGGGCUACCUUUAAAUCUGCCCCCAUCUCUGCUGGUGGCUUCUGUAGUGAUUGCCACUGUGGGUGGUACACUGUGUUAAUGGCAGGACUUGUUUUUCUUGCUGGAGAUUUGAUAGGAUGGGAAGUUAACAAAGUCUGUCUUAUAUGCAGCUCCCUGGAAUAAACUGCUUUUUGGCGAAGCAGUACUUGCAGGUAGCCUCCUACACCAAAAGCUUGGUGAAACUGAUGUAUCAGACUUGCCUAGAUAAAAGGAAUGAAACAAGAACCAAAAAGAUCCCAUGAUUCAUGGGAUCCCUACAUGUGGUAGCUGUGGGGAAUUUUUUAAAAGUACAUCCACAGUAGUUGUGGGAGAUUGGAUUUGCAAGACUUACAGUGAAGUAUCUCAGAACAAGUCUGAGUGUGUGAAAAUGAAACAUGUCCAACACUG
Molecule: messenger RNA, 2039 nt
Organism: Cyanistes caeruleus (blue tit)
Lineage: Eukaryota; Metazoa; Chordata; Aves; Passeriformes; Paridae
Gene: METAP1
Product: methionyl aminopeptidase 1
Biological process (GO): proteolysis
Cellular component (GO): cytosol
Molecular function (GO): metalloaminopeptidase activity
Source: RefSeq, a predicted model, not a curated record